AUGAAAAAUAAGGAAGGCUGGGACGGAAAAUUACGCAUGGAGCCCAAAGCUGUUAUUACGAACCCUGAGGCCUUGGAGGAUUCGGACUACUCCGACCCCGAGGCCCCGCCAGUCGAGGAGAUCGAUGCCGAUGAAGAUCUUUUGGAAGGGGAAGACGUGAAUGUUGAGGAUAUCGAUCUCGUCCAUUGUCGCAUAUCAUCUAUUGCCGCACUACGCUUAGAUCGGUUUAAUAAGCUCCAGAGAUUAUGUAUGCGUCAAAACCAAAUAUCGCGAAUCGACUUCCCAUCCAAUGUCGCUGCCACUUUGACCGAACUCGAUCUUUACGAUAAUUUGAUCUCCCACGUUAAGGGUUUAGACGAGUUUAAGGACCUGACGAGCUUGGACCUCAGCUUUAACAAGAUCAAGCAUAUCAAGAAUGUUUCGCAUCUUGUGAAGCUGACUGAAAUUUUCUUCGUGCAGAAUAAGAUCUCGCAGAUUGAGGGAUUAGAGGGGUUAAGUGUUCUGCGGAAUUUGGAGCUGGGAGCGAAUCGGAUUAGGGAAAUCGAAAAUCUCGAGUCUCUCGCUGCGCUUGAACAGCUCUGGCUGGGAAAGAACAAGAUCACUGAGAUGAAGAACCUCGAUUCCCUAUCAAAUCUCCGCAUUAUCUCUAUCCAAUCCAACCGCCUCACAAGCAUUACCGGUCUCUCAAAGCUUCCUAACCUUGAAGAGCUGUACCUCUCUCACAACGCUGUGACUGAUCUCUCGGGUCUGGAAUCGAAUACCACUCUGCGCGUCUUGGACUUCUCGAAUAACCAAGUCUCUCACCUCGAGCAUCUAUCCACACUGAAGAAUCUGGAAGAGCUGUGGGCAUCGAAUAACCAGCUUGCUAGCUUCGACGAGGUGGAACGUGAACUGAAAGAUAAGGAGAAGCUCGAGACGGUUUACUUUGAGGGUAAUCCCUUGCAGUUGAAGGGACCUGCGGUCUACCGGAAUAAGGUGCGGCUGGCAUUGCCGCAGAUCACUCAGAUUGAUGCCACUUAUGUGCGUGUCUGA
Molecule: messenger RNA, 1032 nt
Organism: Penicillium malachiteum
Lineage: Eukaryota; Fungi; Ascomycota; Eurotiomycetes; Eurotiales; Aspergillaceae
Product: putative protein phosphatase PP1 regulatory subunit Sds22
Exons: 6
Coding region: 1-1032 (343 amino acids)
Molecular function (GO): protein binding
Source: RefSeq, a predicted model, not a curated record